CUACUAUGAUGGAUGAAUGGAAACCCAACCAACCAGCCAAGCCAUGGAAGAAGCGCAGCUGGUACCUGGCCUGGAAGUACAAGCUGACAAACCAGAGGGCACUAAGGAGACUGUGUCAGAUGCUGAAGAAGAAGGUGAAGUAAAAUAGUGACUGCAGUAAGACAAGGAGUCCAUGCUCGAUGUGGCAGGGAAUGGAAAGCCAGAGUGGUGAAGUACCUACACUGAAGAUCUAGGCUGAAAUCCCCAAAGAGCCAUGGAGCUCAUUGAGUGACUUUUGACCUCUUUCUCUCAGCCUGGCUUACCUCAAAGGGCUAUUGUGAGAAUUAAAUAAGGGAGAAGAGUCAUAUAUGCAUAUUGUUUGUUAUUUGCUGCCCUCGAGUCUGCUUUGACUCAUGUGUUAGUGUAUGAGACAUCUCCAAGCCCCUCUGCCCUCAACCUCAUAUAUGUUACCAUCAGUUUAUUGGAGGAAAUACAUAUGUGGAGGGCAUGGCUCUCAAUGUCCAUUGGCUGGCAGAAGUGGCAGGGGAGCAAAGUGUACCCUUAAUUCUCAGGUUUCCUGAUCAAAAUUUGUAUCCACCACUUACUCUACUUUCCUUGAGCUGAUCGUUUAAGAUCUGGAGUCAGUGGACCUGUAGUAAGACAGCAACUUGAGGUUUUCUUUGAAAGUAAAAUGAUGAUACAGGCCUUGCUCAAAUGCUCCUUGUCCCCUGUUGUUUGCUUGUGGGAGUACAUGCGAACUCUGGUGAGAUCUCUGUUCUUUGAAGAUUGUGUGGAGGUGGCGUUGCAGCCAUUGUGACUAUCAUUGUAGAACCAUGAGAAAGUCAAAGCAGCUCUGUGCCCAGUUUUUAUGUGAUUCUGGAUGGGUUGCAAGGUGGCUAGUGUCUCUGUGUGUUCCACUCUGGUUCUGAAGUGAAUCAUGGGUUCUUAGAGAAAGUAUGGUCCUUUUCCCCAUCCCUACUUUGUAAUCAAAUUUCUUUAAAACCUUGCUUAAUUUUUUUAAGCUCUCCUUGCAUGCAUUCUCCCAUGCCCAGGGUAAUAACAAGACUGUAGAAGAGUGUGGAAUAGAAAAUGGCUUUCCCAAUCUCCAAACUGUUCAAAUGUGUUUUGUUUAUAAACUACACAUUGACCUCAGAGACUAAUAAUGAAUUUCUCAAGCAUUUUGUCUUCAGAAAUCCCAGAAAAGGAAAUAAUCUACCCGACUUCUCUCCUACUCACAAAGAAUCUAGAAUACAAUACAGAGACAUGACAAAUAGAUUUCAAUAUCUUUUGUGGAUCCUAUAUCUCAAAAUAAUGGGGGCUGUAGUCUUUUUACUGGUAACUGUCAUAGUGAACAUCAAGUUGAUUUUGGACACUAGAAGAGCAGCUUAUGAAGAGGAGGAGUCUGCUCAAGAUUAUGAUGAAGGCCUACAGAAUCUGGAGAUCCCACGCCGGCCUGUCAAUAACAGGAAAGUUCUGGAUAUUGAGGUGUAUUCGAGCCGCUCCAAGGUCUACGUAGCAGUGGAUGGCACAACGGUUUUAGAAGAUGAAGCACGGGAGCAAGGAAGAGGCAUCCAUGUGAUUGUGUUGAAUCAGGCUACAGGUCAUGUAAUGGCAAAGCGGGUUUUUGACACCUACUCACCACAUGAAGAUGAAGCCAUGGUCCUUUUCCUCAACAUGGUAGCCAGAGGCCGAAUCCUUAUCUUCACAAUUAAGGAUGAGGGCUCCUUCCACCUUAAAGACACAGCAAAGAGUCUUCUGAAGAGCCUAGGAAGCCAAGUUGCUGCUUCCCUCAGCUGGAGGGACAUGUGGACAUUCGUGGGGAAGAAAGGAGGUGAAGUCUAUGGUGAAAAACAUGCCAAGUCCCCAGUGCUUUCCUCAUGGGGAGAGCCAGUGUUGUUGAAAACUGAAGUCCAACUAACCUCUGUAGAAGAUGCAGAAUGCCACUGGCCAGAUACAGAGUUGAACCGACGACGGAAAAGGUUUUGUAGCAAGGUGGAAGGUUAUGGCAGUGUCUGCAGCUGUAAAGACCCUACUCCUAUAGAAUUCAACCCUGAGCCACUCAAAGACAACAAGGUUUUUGAUGUGCCCGUUGCUGUCAUUGCAGGGAACAGACCCAACUACCUGUACAGGAUGCUGCGAUCCCUACUGUCAGCACAAGGGGUCAAUCCUCAGAUGAUAACUGUCUUCAUUGAUGGAUAUUAUGAGGAGCCAAUGGAUGUGGUUGAAUUAUUUGGCCUGAAGGGAAUCCAGCACACUCCCAUCAGCAUUAAAAAUGCCAGGGUCUCACAGCACUACAAGGCGAGUUUGACUGCAACAUUCAACUUGCAUCCGGAUGCCACACUUGCAGUAGUGUUGGAAGAAGACCUAGACAUCUCUAUUGACUUCUUCAGCUUCUUAAGCCAAUCUGUCUAUUUGCUGGAGGAAGAUGACAGCUUGUACUGCAUAUCUGCCUGGAAUGACCAGGGUUAUGAGCACACAGCUGAGGAUCCUUCACUCUUGUAUCGUGUGGAGACCAUGCCAGGCUUGGGUUGGGUGCUGAGGAAGACACUCUACAAGGAUGAGUUGGAACCUAAAUGGCCAACACCAGAAAAGCUCUGGGACUGGGACAUGUGGAUGCGAAUGCCUGAGCAGCGGAAAGGUCGUGAGUGCCUCAUCCCUGAUGUAUCUCGUUCGUACCACUUUGGCAUUGUUGGCCUCAACAUGAAUGGUUAUUUCCAUGAAGCUUAUUUCAAAAAGCACAAGUUCAACACUGUCCCCAAUGUACAACUUAAAAAUGUGGAGAGCUUAAAGAAAGAUGCAUAUGAAAUUGAAAUUCAUCAGCUGCUCAGUGAGGCAGAGGUUCUGGAUCACAGCAAGAACCCCUGUGAAGAUUCCUUUAUACCUGAUACGGAAGGAAAGAUCUAUGUGAUGUACAUCAAAAUGGAGCAGGAAGCAGACUUCACUACCUGGACUCAGCUUGCUAAGUGCCUCCACAUCUGGGAUCUAGAUGUCCGUGGGAACCACAAAGGACUGUGGCGGCUCUUCCGGAAGAAGAACCAUUUUCUGGUGGUAGGAGUUCCUGCAUCUCCAUAUUCAUUCAAGAAACCUUCUUCAGUGAUUCCAGUUUACUUAGAGCCUCAAGCCAAGGAUGAGGCAGUGGGAGCCGUAGUAGCAGGAGCAGAGCAAACGUGAAGUGGAGCUUCAAGAGUUGUCUGUAACACCUUCACAGCCUGCUGCAAAGAGAGGCACUGGAAGCCAUGGAGUUAUGUGGGAUCUAUGUUCUGUUUUCACUGAAGGACUUGACAAAUGUGGCCUCCCUCCCUGCCCUGAGGCUGCCUGCUGAGUGUUGAUAAACUGCCCUGGGUAGGCAGUUGCAGGCGCCUUUAGUCUUUUUCUAUGCCGCUGCACCAAUUUGAUUGUCUCAUUUUUAACACUGAUGCUUUACUAAUUUUGGCCACCCUUUCCCCAAAUUGGGGUUUGGGUCAGAGCAGGAGGAGCUAUUUACAAGGGAUUGGUUCCCUUUAGGCACUCUUCCCAUGUUGCUAUUUCAGGAUAUUUUUAUUUUUAUUUAUUAACUCUUUGUAUUGGCCAGCAUCCUUCUAAAGGGUGCUGCUCAACUUGGUAUUUCUGGUGGUUUCAAGGUGUGUAUCAUGAUUGGAAUCAAAUCCCUUGAAAUCAUGUGGAGAUUGCAUUCAAACAGGAAAUUACCACCCAGGGCCCAGCUAAUGACUGCAGAGUGGACAGAUCACAUGAAGAAUGAUUUUGAGGUGGGCUUGGCCCUAAUUUGGGUCAUUGGGAAGAGGAUUCAUGUAUUAGUACUGUGGACUACCUUUCUUGGAUGGUGGGGCUCAGAAUUCCCUUCCUGCCCAUUGAUAGGGACUGUCAUAUGACAAAGUAAACUCCUAGCUUUUGUGUUUCUAGUGGGCUCUCCUGCUUCCAGUCAAUGCAGCCCUUCCCAGUUGAAACUUUUGCAACAAUCCAGACUGACAGAAACACACAUAGAGGUUUGGUUGCAAGGCAUGGUAGCAUUGCUUUGCUGCAGGUGCAAUGUGGCUUGUAGGUCAGCCCUGCAAAAAGCCAAGAGGGGAUAUAGGAGGCAGCACAAAAAGUGCCUUGAGCAAGCAAGUGGUAAUUUAGGAAGCCCUUGGAUGAUGGCCAGCUCCAUUAAGGAUUAGAUGAACUAAUCUGACCAAAUUUUUGCUUGGUCCUUUGAAACCUGGCUUCCGUAGGCUCGAAAACCCAAACUAGGGAGCACAGUUGUCCCACCACUGACCAUCCACAACUGAUUGUUCAUGCUGCUAAUUAGGUCAUGCCUAAUGGAACUGAUAGGAUUCAGAUCCUGUUCUGCAUUGAAUUGAAGCCAGUCAUCCUCUUCCAAGAGACAAGUUGUGGAAGCCUGUUGUUCAGAUGGAGGAUCUGAAGGUACAUGUGUGCCCUAGAGGAAGUUGGGGCAGGUGGAUUCAUAGGAAAAGGGUUUUUUUCUGGAUUCCAGAUUGAUGGAAUGGAGGAGGACGGAAGAAUGGCAUUUCAGGGAUAGAGAGGAAUUGUAAUUUCCUCUUCCUGUGCCUUGUGAAAUGAAGGACGUCCUUGGGUCUAGAAUGUAAAUUUCCAUACAGUGAUUCAAUGAAUGCUGAAGGAAGGAACAGUGUCCACCGGGGGACAGUCAGAUUCUUGUUUGACACUAUAUGUAUAUAGGUGGUUGGGUACAUUUUUGUUGUUGGGUUUUUUUGUUCAUUUGUUUUGGGCUUUAUGUUUUCUGUCUCCCAUCCCAAAUCCAGGCUUUUUGGACACAUAGAAUCAACCGAUGUUAUCCUAGAGUCUAAGGGACAGGAGGUGCAGGGCUAGGAGUAGCAAAAGGGUAGAAAACACAGUGUACGAUCAGAACAUGAGGCUGCUGUGGCCUUAACAAAUAAGGUACCAAGGUCAGCUGACUCGGUUCUUGAGCCUAGGAUCCCUUUAGAAUUGUCUUACUUUACAUUGAUCAGACCCUCUGCCCUUUUCCCAUAGUGCAGCCUAGGACUUUUGUGUUGGAUAUUGUGACGGAAUUAUUUUAAUCCAGCCCUAGUCAUAGGUUGUUACAACAAGACUGGGGAUCUUAGCAAUGUUUUAGGUAUGAAUAAACAUGCUUAAGAAUGAAUUAGGUAACAAACAAACAGAA
Sceloporus undulatus (fence lizard) is the source of this 5116-nucleotide messenger RNA. RefSeq names its product protein O-linked mannose N-acetylglucosaminyltransferase 1 (beta 1,2-) (gene POMGNT1). Bases 1069 to 3150 code for a protein of 693 amino acids. Lineage: Eukaryota; Metazoa; Chordata; Lepidosauria; Squamata; Phrynosomatidae. Gene Ontology annotation, cellular component: Golgi membrane. Gene Ontology annotation, molecular function: beta-1,3-galactosyl-O-glycosyl-glycoprotein beta-1,3-N-acetylglucosaminyltransferase activity. The record is from RefSeq and is a predicted model, not a curated record. Gene Ontology annotation, biological process: protein O-linked glycosylation via N-acetylgalactosamine. The transcript is spliced from 22 exons.